GACUAAGCUUUUUAAAGUUGAAGUCUCUGGAGUCUGGACUGGAGCAUGCAUGCCAUGGUGGUGGGUUUUCGUUGUCCCUACCACCAGCUCGUGGUCUGACUGAUUUUUUGUCAACGGGUCGUUAAAUGGAAGGAGUCCUUGAAAUUCACGACCGACGGAACCCGAAGCUGGUUUCUCUGAAACUUGAUACUAUUCUUCCCCGCUCGCUCCUCUGCUAUAUAUACUCCAAAACCUUAUCAGUAUACCCGCACUUCAUUUCAUUCUUAGUCUCCGCAUAUCCCUAGCUAUUAUCUUUUCAAGGCCUCACGUUUGGUUAUUGUUCCAUGUCUCCUACGAUGGCUGUAACAACUGAAACAAAGGAGGAGAAUGAUACGCCAGAUAGCGAGUACCAAAAAGGAAUAAAGCACCUCUGGGAAAAUGGCAUAAACAGAGUUCCCAAGAAGUACAUAUUACCCCCCUGCGAUCGACCCAUUACUGAAGACGGGGUGCUAAAUCAUGUAUCCGAGCAAAAUCUUAAGCUGCCCAUCAUUGAUUUCGCAGAACUAAUGCAAGGUGCCAACCGGCCUCAAGUCCUCGAGUCCCUCGCUAAUGCUUGCGAACAAUACGGUUUUUUUCAGCUGGUAAACCAUGGCAUUCCAAGCGAUGUUAUAAGCAGCAUGAUUGACGUUUGUACAAGGUUUUUCGAGCUGCCAUUUGAGGAAAGAUCAAAGUACAUGUCUUCGGAUAUGCAAGCGCCGGUCCGAUAUGGAACCAGCUUUAACCAGAAGAAAGAUAAUGUGUUUUGUUGGAGAGACUUCUUGAAGCUAAUGUGCCAUCCCCUAUCAGAUGUCCUCCCACAUUGGCCUUCUUCUCCUAUGGACCUGAGGAAAUUGGCGGCUACCUACGCAACAGAAACCAAAUACUUGUUUCUAAUGCUAAUGGAGGCCAUCGUGGAGAGCUUAGGACUUGUGGGAAUCGCGGAUGAGAAGAAGAAGACAGAGGAAGAAGAAGAAGAAGAUGACAUAUUAAAAGACUUACAAGAAGGAAGCCAGUUAAUGGUUGCCAAUUGCUACCCGCCAUGUCCAGAACCCAAUUUAACCCUGGGAAUGCCACCGCAUUCCGACUAUGGAUUCCUCACACUUCUUCUCCAAGAUGAGGUUGAGGGCCUACAAAUACAAUUCCAAGAAAAAUGGAUUACUGUCCAACCAAUUGCUAAUUCAUUUGUUGUCAACAUUGGUGAUCAUCUAGAGAUAUUUAGCAACGGAAAAUACAAGAGCGUUUUACAUAGAGUAUCUGUGAACCCUAUGAAACCUCGAAUAUCGGUGGCUUCUUUGCAUAGCCUUCCUUUCCAGAGCAUGGUUAGGCCGUCGCCUAAACUGAUCAACGAAGCGAAUCCAAGGCGUUUCAAGGACACCGACUUUGCUAGUUUUCUCGACUACAUUUCAUCUUCUGAGCCCAAGAGGAAGAAUUUCUUGGAUUCUAGGAAAUUAUUGGAUUAAGGCUAUAUAUAUAUCUAGCUAGCUCGGAGAAGUACCGAUGAAUUAAUCCAGAUCUAUAUAUCAAAACGGAUUAGACGCUUGUAUGUUGAGUACUUUCGUUGCAAUCAAUUAUGUAUCAUUGAUUACAUGCAUGGAAUUAAUGU
Messenger RNA from Juglans regia (Persian walnut), 1621 nucleotides. RefSeq names its product protein DMR6-LIKE OXYGENASE 1. The coding region runs from base 324 to 1478 and encodes 384 amino acids. The record is from RefSeq and is a predicted model, not a curated record. NCBI's taxonomy places the organism in Eukaryota, Viridiplantae, Streptophyta, Magnoliopsida, Fagales, Juglandaceae. The transcript has 5 exons.